GUCUGCUCCCGGGCAGGCCUCUGCUGGCAUGGGAUCUAGUGCUGGGCACUGACCACAGCAGGCAGCGAAGGGUCGGGCAAGCUUUGGAGAAGGUCCCAGCGUCCCCACGGCCCUGGCGUGCGCAGCCGCCCUCCCCAGCCCCUGGAGGCAGAGAACACCUGUUUGCUCUUAGGCGAAAGAGGCUACUCAUCCACCCCCAGGGCCCAAGUCUGUUUGCUUUGGAAACAAGAGAUGCCCGGCAAACAGUCAGAUGAGGAACAGGUGGAGACGGGGGCUGCGGAGAACUUGGCCGAGGAGGACCUAGGGGGCCUCACGGCAGAGGAGCUCCGGCAGGGCCAGGAGGCAGCCCUGGAGCUAGAGGACAUGAUGGCGCUAAGUGCCCAGACCCUGGUCCGAGCCGAGGUGGACGAGCUUUACCAGCAAGUGCGUCCCCUGGGCCAGGGCCGCUUCGGCCGGGUCCUGCUGGUCACCCAUCGCCAGAAAGGCACUACCCUGGCCCUGAAGGAACUCCCAAAGGCCUCCACGUCUCUCCGCAGCUUCCUGUAUGAGUUCUGCGUGGGCCUCUCGCUGGGCACACAUUCGGCCAUAGUAGCGGCCUACGGCAUCGGCAUCGAGUCCGCCACCUCCUACAGCUUCCUGACGGAGCCUGUCCUGUGUGGGGACCUCAUCACCUUCAUCCAGCCCAAGGUGGGCCUCCCGCAGCCGGCCGUACAGCGCUGCGCGGCUCAGCUGGCCUCAGCCCUGGAGCACAUCCACUCCCGCGGCCUGGUGUACCGGGACGUCAAGCCCGAGAACGUGCUGGUGUGCGACCCCGCCUGCCAGCGGGUCAAACUGACCGACUUCGGCCACACGCGGCCCCGCGGGACCCUGCUGCGCCUGACCGGGCCGCCCAUCCCUUACACGGCCCCCGAGCUCUGCUGCCCCCCGCCCCUCCCCGAGGGCCUGCCCAUCCAGCCUGCUCUGGACGCCUGGGCGCUGGGGGUUCUGCUCUUCUGCCUCCUCACCGGCUACUUCCCCUGGGACCAGCCCCUGGCCGAGGCCGACCCCUUCUACGACGACUUCCUCAUCUGGCAGGCGUCCGGCCAGCCCCAGGACCGUCCGCAGCCCUGGUUCGGCCUGACGCCGGUGGCGGACAGUCUCCUGUGGGGGCUGCUGGAUCCUCGCCCCCGCAAGAGGAGCCCCGUGGGCUCCGUCCGGGACUACCUGGGGCGUCCCUGGAGGCAGCGGGAGGGGGAGGCUGAGGAGGUGGACGAGGGGGACGGACAGGAGGACGGAGAGUGAGCUGGGCACAGCCUGAGCCCACCUUCCUGCAGAGACUCUGGAAGGGAGCCGGGUGGGCUGCACAUCCUGAGGUCUCCUCCGCCUUCACGGGGUGGCUUGUGGCUUCCCUCUCACCUCUUUGCCCCUCUCGGCCUUCCUUUCCUCCCGCGUGGGCAUUCCGUGUCCCUCGCGUGGCCUGGGGGGCCUCCGUGUCACCGUUGCCAUCUGCCCCGGGGCCUUGGCAAAUGCCAUUGCCUUUGCCUGUGGUCUCGUGGCUCAUUUCCUCACCUCCCGCUCCUCAGUGAAGCCCCCCACCCCCCACCGGGCAGCCGCAUGUCUUGACUCUCUGCCCCCCUUCCCUCUGUGACAUACACGUGGGUCUGUGUCCUGCUGGGGGACGGGGGUCCAGCCUGUCCUGGGGGGUCCCCCACGUAGCUGUCCUGGUCCAUAGCAAGGGGCCGGGGAAUGCGUGUACAAUAAACGAGCCCGUCUGGUUUGUG
Messenger RNA from Leopardus geoffroyi (Geoffroy's cat), 1760 nucleotides. It is a transcript of the gene SBK2, whose product is annotated as SH3 domain binding kinase family member 2. Bases 232 to 1281 code for a protein of 349 amino acids. Gene Ontology annotation, molecular function: ATP binding; protein serine/threonine kinase activity. Lineage: Eukaryota; Metazoa; Chordata; Mammalia; Carnivora; Felidae. Gene Ontology annotation, biological process: peptidyl-serine phosphorylation; peptidyl-threonine phosphorylation. The record is from RefSeq and is a predicted model, not a curated record. The transcript has 5 exons.